AGCGACAGUCAUUAGUUUGGAUCUCACAAUUUCUCAUUUCUCUAAUUUGUAAUAUCCCUAACGAAGCAGCUCUUUUUGUACCUAUUUUCCUUUGUAAUUCAAACAACACAACUUAAACCAAAAUUCAAAAAAUCUUGUCAUAUUUCCUUUUUCGAGUAUUUCUUUUUUUACAUACUUAUGGAAGAGAUAUUUUCUAUUUCGGUAUUUGAUUGAAGUGAUUUAUAUAAAAAAAAAUGCUUCAAUAAUAUUUAGACAUUUUAAUAUGUAAACUCCAAGCUGUCGAAAUGUCUUUUAAAUUUAACUUUUCUAGUGGUGAUAAAAAUUCGCCGGAACCAGAUGAGUCUUCGAAACAAAUGGAAUACGCCAAAUGCGAAUGUACAGAAGUAAUACCAAAUAUCAAACUGGAUUUAAACAAUUUAGCUGGCAAAGUAAAGAUGUUCGUGUGCGGGGAUUUGGAAAUAGGCCAUGUGGCGGCUAAGGAAGCUAUGCUGCAAAUAGGGACGGUGGAUAAUGACUUACAAAAUGCAAUUGAAUUAGCUGAAAAGAAACAUAGUGACCUUGAGCCUGGCAAAUAUGAAGGAGGACUAAAGAUUUGGGAAUGUACUAGUGAUCUACUUAGUUAUCUAAUUCCAAAUCCUGAUGACAUUAAUUAUGAAACAGCAAAGGUUAUGGAUUUGGGGUGUGGAGCUGGUAUACUUGGCAUCUAUGCUUUUAUGUCUGGUGCACGUGUUACAUUUCAGGACUAUAACAAGGAAGUGCUGAAAUUUUUGACCAUACCAAAUGUGUUACUGAACAUUGAUGAUUGUGAAAACUGUCAAGAUAUCAAAAACUGUAAAUUCUAUUCAGGAGACUGGGAAUCCUUUAACAUGAAAUUAGGCGAUGGAGAACUCUAUGAUGUAAUACUUACUUCUGAAACUAUUUACAAUCCUGCUAACUACAGUAAACUUGUACAACUGUUUAUACAAAGAUUGACUAAAGAUGGUAUUGCCUAUGUGGCAGCCAAGACAUAUUAUUUUGGUGUUGGUGGUGGUAUGAGACAAUUUGAAACUGAAGUUACAAAUAGUGGAAUGUUAAAAUGCGUAGUUUGUUGGAAAUCGCAAAAUACAGAAGGUAUACAAAGAGAAAUUCUGAAAGUAACAAGAAAUGAUAUAUUUGUUAUUGAAUAAUAAAUUAUU
Molecule: messenger RNA, 1175 nt
Organism: Hyposmocoma kahamanoa
Lineage: Eukaryota; Metazoa; Arthropoda; Insecta; Lepidoptera; Cosmopterigidae
Product: histidine protein methyltransferase 1 homolog
Exons: 4
Coding region: 285-1166 (293 amino acids)
Biological process (GO): peptidyl-histidine methylation, to form tele-methylhistidine
Molecular function (GO): protein-L-histidine N-tele-methyltransferase activity
Source: RefSeq, a predicted model, not a curated record